Arabidopsis arenosa is the source of this 1576-nucleotide messenger RNA. The record is from the annotation of a GenBank genome assembly. Lineage: Eukaryota; Viridiplantae; Streptophyta; Magnoliopsida; Brassicales; Brassicaceae.
CAAAAUUCACUAACAAGAAGAACACUUACACAACUCGUAACUAUAACAACAAUUCAUCAAAUCACUUCCGAAUAAUGCAAAUCUCAUCAUCAUCAAUUUCAUUCUCCUCUAUUUAUGUUGAUGAAUCGGCACUAAUCACAAUAACGAGUGUAGUAGUAGUGGUAGUAGUAGUGUUACUAAUUCAAUGGUGGCUGCACCGGAAAGAGCAAAGACGACGGCUACCUCCUGGCUCCAUGGGGUUGCCUUACAUCGGAGAGACACUCCGCCUCUACACAGAGAAUCCCAAUUCCUUCUUCGCCACUCGCCAAAACAAGUAUGGGGAGAUAUUCAAGACACACAUAUUGGGAUGUCCAUGUGUGAUGAUAAGCAGUCCAGAAGCGGCUCGAAUGGUGUUAGUGAGCAAAGCUCACUUAUUCAAGCCAACUUAUCCACCUAGCAAAGAGCGUAUGAUUGGACCAGAGGCUCUCUUCUUCCACCAAGGUCCGUACCAUUCUACCCUCAAGCGGCUCGUUCAGUCUUCCUUCAUGCCUUCUGCUCUCAGACCAACCGUUGCUCACAUCGAGCUCCUUGUCCUCCAAACUCUUUCCUCUUGGACAUCCCAAAAGUCCAUCAACACCCUCGAAUACAUGAAACGAUAUGCAUUCGAUGUGGCGAUCAUGUCAGCGUUCGGGGACAAAGAGGAGCCCACUGCAAUUGAAGCAAUUAAGCGUCUCUAUCAACGUCUCGAAAGAGGUUACAACUCCAUGCCUCUUGACCUACCGGGCACACUUUUUCAUAAAUCCAUGAAGGCAAGAAGAGAAUUAAGCGAGGAACUAAGGAAAGUGAUAGAGAAGAGAAGAGAGAAUGGAAGAGAAGAAGGAGGACUAUUGGGAGUACUUCUCGGAGCAAAGGAUCAAAAACGCAAUGGCUUAAGCGAUUCACAGAUCUCCGACAACAUCAUUGGUGUUAUCUUCGCCGCCACUGACACCACCGCUUCUGUCUUAACUUGGCUUCUCAAGUACUUACACGACCACCCCAAUCUACUCCAAGAAGUUUCGAGGGAGCAAGUCGGCAUUCGACAAAAAAUAAGAAAAGAAAACCGAGGAAUCUCAUGGGAAGAUACAAGAAAAAUGCCACUGACCACAAGGGUGAUACAAGAGACACUAAGAGCAGCAAGUGUACUGUCCUUUACAUUUAGAGAAGCAGUACAAGACGUCGAAUUCGAUGGCUACUUGAUCCCAAAAGGUUGGAAGGUUCUUCCUCUUUUCCGGCGAAUCCAUCACUCCUCCGAAUUCUUCCCCAAUCCCGAAAAGUUUGACCCUUCUAGAUUCGAGGUGGCACCAAAACCUUACACGUAUAUGCCAUUUGGAAAUGGAGUGCACUCAUGUCCAGGAAGUGAGCUGGCUAAACUUGAGAUGCUUAUCCUCCUUCACCACCUCACUACUUCCUUCAGAUGGGAAGUGAUAGGAGGUGAAGAAGGUAUACAGUAUGGUCCUUUCCCUGUACCCAAGAAGGGUUUACCAAUAAGAGUAACCCCGAUUUAAGCCUAAGGCAUAGUUGGAUUUUUUUUUUAGUCGAAUAAGUCAUCUUUAAUUUC